Messenger RNA from Annulohypoxylon maeteangense, 1884 nucleotides. Its product is annotated as nucleotide-diphospho-sugar transferase. Gene Ontology annotation, biological process: UDP-N-acetylglucosamine biosynthetic process. Gene Ontology annotation, molecular function: UDP-N-acetylglucosamine diphosphorylase activity. Bases 328 to 1842 code for a protein of 504 amino acids. The transcript is spliced from 2 exons. The record is from RefSeq and is a predicted model, not a curated record. NCBI's taxonomy places the organism in Eukaryota, Fungi, Ascomycota, Sordariomycetes, Xylariales, Hypoxylaceae.
CUAACAUAGAGGGGCAAUGCAAAGCUGAAGCUACUAAAUGUAUCCCUACCACUAACCCCCCAGCAAAUCCUAGCAUCUCCCCACCACUGACUAGCCUACUAGCUUUAAGAUCCUUGUUAAUGCCCCUCAGCCCCUCCAGCUUAUUUGUACGUACAUAUACGUAGUGACCCCUGGUAAUCAUCAUUCUAUUUUCAAGCUUCUGUUUCAACUCCUGAAUCAGUCUCUUCCCAACUUUACGACCUAUUGUCUAAAGUAGCCAAUUGCUUGUCCUCUUUUCAUAAUUCUCCUGUAAGCACUUCACCUAUAAACACAUCGAUCAAAAUCGACAUGUCAGCCGAAAUCCAGAGCCUGAAGGCCCAAUACGAGAAAGCUGGCCAGAGCCAUGUAUUUACCUAUUUUGACUCCCUGAGCGAGUCCGAGCAAAAGACCUUCCUCGAGCAACUCCAGAAGAUUGACCCUGCGAGAGUCCAAAAACUACGAGAUCUUGCCUUGAACCCCCCGAAGGAACAAGGACAAGCUAUUGUCGAACCCCUUCCCGACUCUGCUAAUGCCAGUAUUAUCGAUUCGAAGCCCGAAGAUAUUCAAAGGUGGUACGAUCUCGGUCUGGAGUUAAUUGGAAAGGGUGAGGUUGCCGUAGUCCUACUAGCCGGUGGACAAGGCACUCGUUUAGGAAGCAAGGCACCAAAGGGAGCUUUUGAUAUUAAGCUUCCCUCCCACAAGUCUCUCUUCCAGAUUCAAGCGGAACGAAUCUUAAAGAUUCAAGAAUUAGCUGCCAAGAAGGCCGCGGAUCCCAGCAAAGCUGUGAUUCCCUGGUUUAUCAUGACUAGCGGACCGACACGAGGACCUACGGAGAAGUUCUUCAAGAAGGAGAAGCUAGAUGAGCUUAGCGAUGAGGAGAACGCCAACCGAGCUAAGGGUGUCCCAUACUUUGGCCUAGACGCUAAGAAUGUGACCAUAUUCGAGCAGGGUGUGCUUCCGUGCAUUACGAAUGACGGUAAAUUCAUGCUUGCGAGUAAAGGGAAACUUGCUGUAGCUCCUGAUGGAAACGGUGGUCUGUACAAAGCCCUACAAGACGAAGGUGUCCUUGAGAAGAUGCGCCCAAAUAUCAAGCACGUCCACGCAUACUGUGUAGACAAUUGUCUGGCAAAGGUUGCCGACCCUGUCUUCAUUGGUUUCGCGGCCGAGAAGAAGGUCAAGAUCGCCACCAAGGUCGUAAGGAAGCGAGAUGCCAAGGAAUCAGUCGGUCUAAUCAUCCAAAAGAACGGCAAGCCGGACGUGGUAGAAUACUCCGAAAUUGAUGACGCCACCCGUCAAGCAGCAGACCCUAAGCAGCCCAGUCUCCUCAAGUUCCGUGCUGCCAAUAUCGUCAACCACUACUACUCCUUCGAAUACCUAGACAGCAUGGGAGAUGCGGUAAACAACUUGCCGCCUCACGUUGCCAAGAAGAAGAUUCCCUUCUUCGACACCGAGAAGGGCGAAGCUGUCGACCCCAAGUCCCCUAACGGUAUCAAACUGGAGCAAUUCGUCUUCGACAACUUUAAGUGGCUUAGUCUGAACGAGUUUGCUUGCUUCGAAGUCAAGCGUGAAGAGGAGUUCUCCCCCUUGAAGAACGCAGAUCCGGCCCAAACGGCCGACGGAUCGUUCGAGAAGCAGCCCGAGGACAGCCCUGCUACUAGUCGUAGACACAUCAAGGAACAGGGCCGACGAUGGGUCGAAGCUGCCGGCGCAACUGUCAAGAAUGGAGAUGUUGACGGAGGCCUCGAGGUCUCGCCGCUCACAAGCUACGGUGGUGAAGGCCUAGAGAGUUUCAAGGGACAGACGAUUGAGAAGUCGUCGAUUUAGAUUCAUCAUCUUUACGUGAUGUGGUAGAUAAAAGUAACGUAG